Molecule: messenger RNA, 2637 nt
Organism: Chionomys nivalis (European snow vole)
Lineage: Eukaryota; Metazoa; Chordata; Mammalia; Rodentia; Cricetidae
Gene: Rrm2
Product: ribonucleotide reductase regulatory subunit M2
Exons: 9
Coding region: 44-1216 (390 amino acids)
Biological process (GO): deoxyribonucleotide biosynthetic process
Cellular component (GO): cytosol
Molecular function (GO): ribonucleoside-diphosphate reductase activity, thioredoxin disulfide as acceptor
Source: RefSeq, a predicted model, not a curated record
UUCACCACCCUCUCCGUCACCUCGGCCGCUGCCCUCGCUCGCCAUGCUCUCUGCCCGCGUCCCGCUCGCCACCAUCACCGACCAGCAGCAGCUGAGGGUGUCGCCGCUGAAGCGACUCAACCUGUCCGAGAAGGAGAACACGCCCCCGAGUCUCAGCGGGACCCGCAUCCUGGCGAGCAAGGCUGCGAGGAGAAUCUUGUUGGACCUGGCCGAACCGGAACGUAAAGAAUCUACUAAGCCCAGCGUUGAGGACGAGCCCUUACUGAGAGAAAAUCCCCGCCGCUUCGUGGUCUUUCCCAUCGAAUACCAUGAUAUCUGGCAGAUGUACAAGAAAGCCGAGGCCUCCUUCUGGACGGCUGAGGAGGUGGACCUCUCCAAGGAUAUUCAACACUGGGAAGCGCUGAAACCUGACGAGAGACAUUUUAUAUCUCACGUCCUGGCUUUCUUUGCGGCGAGUGAUGGCAUAGUCAAUGAAAACCUGGUGGAGCGCUUUAGCCAAGAAGUUCAGGUUACAGAGGCCCGCUGUUUCUAUGGCUUCCAAAUUGCCAUGGAAAACAUACAUUCUGAAAUGUACAGUCUCCUCAUCGACACUUACAUUAAAGAUUCCAAAGAGAGGGAAUAUCUCUUCAAUGCUAUUGAGACAAUGCCUUGUGUGAAAAAGAAGGCCGACUGGGCCCUGCGUUGGAUUGGGGACAAAGAAGCUACCUAUGGAGAACGAGUUGUGGCCUUUGCUGCUGUGGAAGGGAUCUUCUUCUCUGGCUCUUUUGCGUCAAUAUUCUGGCUUAAGAAACGGGGACUGAUGCCUGGCCUUACGUUUUCCAAUGAGCUUAUUAGCAGAGAUGAGGGUUUACACUGUGACUUUGCCUGCCUGAUGUUCAGGCACCUGGUACACAAGCCGUCGGAGCAAAGAGUACAAGAAAUCAUUAUCAACGCAGUGAGGAUAGAGCAGGAGUUUCUCACGGAGGCCCUGCCUGUGAAGCUCAUCGGGAUGAACUGCACCCUGAUGAAGCAGUACAUCGAAUUUGUGGCGGACAGGCUCAUGCUGGAGCUAGGGUUCAGCAAGAUUUUCAAAGUAGAAAAUCCAUUUGACUUCAUGGAAAAUAUUUCACUAGAAGGGAAGACAAACUUCUUUGAGAAGCGAGUGGGCGAGUAUCAAAGGAUGGGGGUGAUGUCAAAUUCAGCAGAGAAUUCUUUCACCUUGGAUGCUGACUUCUGAGUAAACUGCCUGCUCUUUGCUGAUUGUUCUCCCCUUGUCAUAAAAAAUCAGCAAAAGCAAUCAACUGGCUACACCAUGAAUUGUCAGUUAACCGGUAUCUAAGAACUGGGUAGCUACCUCAGUUGGUCCCUUUUUGCUGGUUGUGUCACUAGAAGAAGGAUGUUAAAGGUACUCGGAUUCUUAGGGGAGAUUCUGCCCUUGGCUUCUGUGGCCCCAAGCACCAACAGACCCAGGCUCUAAGAGGCGACCCUCCAGCAAACAGGAUUCAUUCAGCAUUUGUUGCCACAAGACUGUUUAAAAGAUGUGAGCCUCAUUCAUUGCUUCCCGUGGACUCUAGCGUUUACUAAGUUUGUAAAUAAAACUAGCACUUUGCACACAAACAUAGUACUGUCAAGGGGGAAAGCCUGCUUUAUUUGGUUUCUACAUCAAGCACUAAGUAGUGUUUUGUAAGUAGUUUUGCCAAGCUUAAUUCUUCAGUGAAUUAAUUGAGAUGCUCCAUCAGCGUUGAAGUCAGUCCUGUGCAAUCUAGGCAUUAGCCUGCUGGUGCUAUUCAUGUACAGGGUGUGUGUGUGAGACCCCAUACAUCAGAGCAUCUCUGCUUCACCCAACCUCCAACUUUGAGUCACGAGAGACUUCGGCAUGAUUUGGAACACUUGCUGGCUGGCCCAGGCCCAGUCGUCAUUUUUGUGAAAAGCAGUAUAUUUUUUUUUCCAAGUUAUUUUUUGCCUCAUUUCUAGUUAGUGCAGUCUUAAAAAGGCUUUGUAGUUAGGAUUUCCAGAGGUAGUUCAUGCACCAGUCUUAAUUUUUGUCAGUGGUAAAGCUAGGGCUGAAGUCAGCUUUCCUAAAAGAUACAGAUUUUUGAGUGUGUGAACAGGUACUGUUGAAAUUUGAUCCACUUAUUAGCCCUGACUAGGCUUAGAACUUGCUGUGCAGACUAGGUCAGCCUCUUAAACUUACCUCUGUCUCCCAAACAAUGGGAUUAGGGUUUGUGCCACAAUGCCCGGCUUUACCUGGUGAAUUUCUACUAAACACCUGAAACCGUACUGUGUGGGCUGUUAAUGUGUGUUCAGUUCAGAUUGUAGGCGGAAAUAUAGACAGCAGAUGCACCUAACGGCCAGUGCGAAUUAGUCUGCUCUGUGCAUUGGUCUGUUUUCGUGUUUAGGGAACAAAAUUCACCUAGUGAGUUUGGGGAUAGGGGUACAUACGUGAAGCUGUCUUAAAACCCAAAACAAUGAAAGCAAACGUAUUGGUUGCUGGAGUAAUUCACAUUGGUCUCUGGCCUUCUUACUAGCUGAUGCUAUUGUGUUUUAGCAGUUUGACCCCCGAUUUUUCUUUAUUGUAAAAUUUCCCAUAUUUCUGUAAUAUGAGACCCUUUGUACCUUUUAAAUUAUUGUUACCGAAAAUUAAUAAACUGAAGUCUU